AUGUCGGAAGCAGUUACUGUCCCACCUGCGGAAGUAGAUGAGGUAGGCCAGAUCGAUCAGGCCGACCAUGCAGCCCAGGUAGACCAUGAAGCUCAGGUCGAUCAGGUCGAUGAGGUAGAUCAGGUAGAUCAGGUAGAUCAGGUGGACCAGGCAGCACCGGUAGACGUAGUAGAGAAGAAGAAGAAGAAGAAGAAUAAAAGCAGGGGCAAGGGUAAGGGCAAGAAGAAGCAGGCUAAUCCGACUGGAUUCGAGGAGUUUUACGCGGACCCUCCCAUCACUCCGGAUGAGCACGAAGAGGAAUCAGACCUCUACUCUGAGUCCAGGCCAUUUGUCGAGCGCAUUCAAACAUGCAUUCAGCGGUACAGAGCACGCCGCAAGCUCGAUGAAGUCCGUGGCAACAUCUUCUCGAAAUAUCUCAUCCUAGGAGGCAUUGAGUCGACCAACAAAAUGUUCACAGGUGGAAUGCUGGACAGGGAGACUUUGGAGAACUCUACUGCGCGGGAAAUAGCUGCCAUUCAAGCCAGCGACUUCAUUCGCCCCGGAAGCAAGAAGUACUAUGAUCCAGCUGAGGCUGAUAAUUGGGUUGUCGACUGGGAAGGCGUUGCUAAAGGGUUCUUCUCUCACAGAGUCCCUGAACAACUCGGAACCGAGACAGAAAGCGAGGUCAAGCUAUAUAGCGCAGUCAUCCGAAACUUCCUUAAUUAUGUGCUUCAGCAUCGGGUUUGCAUGGAGUAUACGGAGGAUGUCAUGGCAGCACGCAUGAUCUGCACCCUAGCUGAGAAGCAGUUGUGGGCCAUCGAGCAGAUCCGCUCGAAACUCCCUGGUGACUUCAAUAUCGCCGCUUCGACAUUCUGUGGCGGCUGCUACCAUGGCCGCCACGGUUCGGCCCAGCCAUGGCAUGAAGGUGAUCUAAGGACUAAAGACUUGGGCCCAGCAGUUCGAGGUUUCGCAGAGGCCGAGGCAACCCGCAUCUUCCAGACUAGUAUCGCAUACGCUGGCACAGACGACCUCUUCGUGCAAGCGAUGGAUGAUGGUAUUCGAAUCGUGAACACAUCAUCCAGGUAUUACCAAAUCGUGGAGAUCCAACGGCCAAAUUUGAAUGACAUCGAGGAGUGGGCUAAAGUGAAGAACCAUGAGGGGGAGGAGGGGCUCAUUAAACCUUUAGGGUUCGUGAAGUGCGAGGCCUGGGCCGGUCCUGGCUUGGAAGACCUAGAUCAAUCUGAUGACGAGUUCUCACAAGAAAUGGGGUCGACCGUUGACACAUUUUGGCUCGAGGACGAUAUUCUUCAGCUCAUGUUCGAGGGCAUGAAGGUAGAAUUGCUUGUUCAUGAGCUCAACAUCGGCGUCAAGUUCUUCGACCAAGUUCUUGGCAUAUAUUGCUCCUUCUAUAGCUUCCCGGAGAACGAGAAAAUGAUGGGCUGGAAGGACCCAGGCAAACCAGCUCCUACCGACGAUGACCCGGAUGCCGAGGAGAGAGCUCUGGAAAGAAUGAUGGAUGAAGAUGUCGAGGACGCUGAGAAGAAGUUUGACGACCAGAAAGACGAUAUAAGCUUGAAUACCGGAUCGUUGGCCGAAAGUGGAUCCGAUGCGACUGCACGAUCGAUAUUGCAUUGGCAAGGAACUCGGAGCAUUUGCUCUCAGACGGCGUUUGCGGAGGCAGCGGAUUCUCGAGAUGGUCAGGCCGAUCCAGUGAGCGUGCGAACUCGACCCCCUUAA
Messenger RNA from Venustampulla echinocandica, 1716 nucleotides. RefSeq lists its product as uncharacterized. The transcript has 8 exons. Gene Ontology annotation, biological process: regulatory ncRNA-mediated gene silencing. Gene Ontology annotation, cellular component: ARC complex. The coding region runs from base 1 to 1716 and encodes 571 amino acids. NCBI's taxonomy places the organism in Eukaryota, Fungi, Ascomycota, Leotiomycetes, Helotiales, Pleuroascaceae. The record is from RefSeq and is a predicted model, not a curated record.